AUGGAAGUUAAGUCAUGGCAGGUAGAUAUCGACAAUAAUAGCUGUGAAGGUGAAAAUGGACUUGAGAAUAUGACAAAACGGCUCCGUGCAGUUCAAGCACUUUUAUUAAAACUCACUCAUUAUCAAGAGCAGUAUGGUAUCGGUGACCUUGAUACGAAUAGGUACAAGACUACUUUUGGAGCAAAAAUCAUAGACAUGACCCAGAUGAUUUAUAAUCACAACAAUCCGGAUGAACCAAUAAAUGUUGUAGAGAAUGAUAUUAAUGCUGAUGAUAUGCCUGUUUAUGAUGCUGGAAUACUGGAUGAAGCUGAGCUAUUGGUUGACAUGCCUGAAAUAUUUGAUGAUGAGCUAUUGGAGUCUGCUAAUGACAUAUAUGAAAUCUUGGAUGAAGAAUACAUGCCUGUAUCGUAUGAUGAUGAUAUGGAUGCUGAUGAUAUGCCUGAAUUGGAUGAUGUUAACGAUCAACGUUUACCUGAAUUGGAUGAUGAGUUAAUAGAUGCUGAUCCUGUGCUGCCUGAAUUAUUUGAUUUUGAAAACAUGCCUAUAGUAUACGCUGAUGAUUUGGAUGCUUUUGUUUUGCCUGAAUUGGAUGAUGUUAACGAUCAACGUGUGCCUGAAAUAUUUAUUGAUGAGUUAAUAUGUAGAUGA
Messenger RNA from Chironomus riparius, 648 nucleotides. The record is from the annotation of a GenBank genome assembly. NCBI's taxonomy places the organism in Eukaryota, Metazoa, Arthropoda, Insecta, Diptera, Chironomidae.